Molecule: messenger RNA, 702 nt
Organism: Suncus etruscus (white-toothed pygmy shrew)
Lineage: Eukaryota; Metazoa; Chordata; Mammalia; Eulipotyphla; Soricidae
Product: testis-specific Y-encoded protein 3-like
Exons: 1
Coding region: 1-702 (233 amino acids)
Biological process (GO): nucleosome assembly
Cellular component (GO): nucleus; chromatin
Molecular function (GO): histone binding; chromatin binding
Source: RefSeq, a predicted model, not a curated record
AUGGCAGAUCAUGAGGACGCCAUGACAGAAACUCAGCCGUUGGAGAACAAGCCAGAUGAACAGCUGCAAGAGGAAACAGCCUCCAGAACUUUGCCCGAGCAGCCCCCACUAGAGGAGCUGCAAGCUCUUCAGCUAGAAAUGGAGCCUGUGAAUAAGCAAGCCAGCAGGGCCUUCUACAGAUUCAAACUCAGGAUGAAACAAAAACGUCAGUACCACCUGGAACUCAGAAGCAACAUAAUCCAGGGCAUUCCUGGCUUCUGGGCCAAAACUUUUGUGAAUCACCCCCAGAUGUCAGCCCUAAUCAGUCACCAAGAUAAAGAGUUACUCAGUUACAUUACUAACUUAAAGGUCGAAGAUCCGACUCAUCCAAAUGAUGGCUACAAGAUCAUGCUGUUCUUUCGGAAGAACCGCUAUUUUUGGAAUGAUGUAGUUGCCAAGGAGUAUAUCACUGGCAUCACUGGAUUGAAACCAUCUCAUUCCACUCCAAUUCACUGGUGCCAUGGUUUUGAACUCAAGGCCUCUGAACGCAGGCACCACAACUGCAGCCCUAACUUCUUCAACUGGUUUUAUGACCACAACUUUGAAGGGUCCACCAGGAUUGCUGAUAUCAUCAUCAAAGAACUUUGGCCCAACCCUCUGAAGUACUACAUGAAGAAGAGAAUACCAGAACAAGGAACUGUGAAGCAGGCAGUGGAAAACUGA